UGGCGCGCUCGCGUAUGCGUGCUCGCUUGCUCGCUUGCACGCUUGCUCGCCUUCAACCUUGCCAUCUCCCACUGCCACGCUCUACGCGCUGCCCUCCGUGUGACGCGCGCUUCAUCGCUCCGCCGUGUGACGCGCGCUUCAUCGCUCCGCCCUAUAACACGCGCUUCAUCGCUGCGAACAAUGGCCGCGCAAGCGCAAAAGUUCCCGGCGGACAUCGUCGACUGCCAUCAUCACUUCAUUGAACCCCAAAACAACGCCUUCCAGGGUUUUCUCAAGAGUCUGGGCGCGCCGAACUACACCUGCGAGCAGUACGCGUCGGACUGCGGCGCGCUGCCUAUCUCCAAGACCGUGCACGUCGAGGCCAUGCCCGACGACGGCGUCGCCGAGGCCGCGUGGGUCGAGUCGCUCGCGGAUCGCCACAAGGUCGCGGCCGUCGUCGCCAAGUGCGACCUGAGCGCGCCGGACGCGGCGGCGGUCCUCGACGGCCUCGCGGCCUGCGCGCCGAAGCUGCGCGGCGUCCGCUUCAUCCUCGACUACGACGGCCCCUUCGGCGAGGACAACGCGACGCACGUCCAGUGCUCGCUCCACGGCCUCGACUACCUCCGCGACCCCGAGCCCGCGGCGGCCUUCGAGCGGGGCUUCGCGUCCCUGGCGGCGCGGGGCCUCAGCUUCGACCUCCAGUGCUGCCCGGCGCAGCUGCCGGCGGCCGCGGCGCUCUGCGCGAAGCACCCGGACGUCGCGGUCGUCAUAGACCACCUCGGCAAGCCGCGGCACCUGAGCCAAGCGCGGGACCCCUUCGACGCCAAGGCCAUCGACGCGUGGCGCCGCGGCAUGGCGCUCAUGGCCGCCCAGCCCCAGGUCUGCGUCAAGCUGUCCAUGCUCGGCUUCGCCGUGCCCGGCUGGACGGAGCACGACGGCAAGCGGGCCCUCGUCAAGUCGCUCGUCAAGGAGACCGUCGACCUCUUCGGGCCCGACCGCUGCAUGUUCGCGUCGAACUGGCACAUCAACGGCGCCGUGAGCAACAGCGACGGCGCCGACUCGUGCGAGGUCACCAUGCCCGAGCUCUACGCGACCUUCCAGGCCUGGGUCGACGACUGGGGCCUCGACGCCGCCGCGCAGCGCGCGCUCUUCGCGGGCACCGCGGCGACGUUCUACCGCCUCUAGGUCCAAUAAACAACACGAGCUU
Aureococcus anophagefferens is the source of this 1186-nucleotide messenger RNA. RefSeq lists its product as hypothetical. Lineage: Eukaryota; Pelagophyceae; Pelagomonadales; Pelagomonadaceae. Gene Ontology annotation, molecular function: hydrolase activity. The transcript has a single exon. The coding region runs from base 181 to 1164 and encodes 327 amino acids. The record is from RefSeq and is a predicted model, not a curated record.